Prunus dulcis (almond) is the source of this 600-nucleotide messenger RNA. RefSeq lists its product as uncharacterized. The record is from RefSeq and is a predicted model, not a curated record. Lineage: Eukaryota; Viridiplantae; Streptophyta; Magnoliopsida; Rosales; Rosaceae. The coding region runs from base 1 to 600 and encodes 199 amino acids. The transcript has a single exon.
AUGGACGAUAUGAUGACUCGGGUUGCAGCCCAUUUUGCCUUAACUAAUGAGGAACAGGCUGAACUGGUGGAGCAACAUGAGGUAAAAAAUUUGCUAACCUCAAAGUUUUUGCUUGUGGGCAAACUACUCACACGGAAACCAUACAAUAAGGAGGCUUUCAAACGCACGAUGGCGUCACUUUGGCGACUUACGGCACAAGUCCACAUUAUCGAUAUGGAGGAGGACAAGUUCGUGUUCUCGUUUCAGACCAAGGCGACACGCGACACCAUCAUGAGGGGCAGAACUUGGACAUUCAACCAUUCAUUACUGAUCAUGGCUGCAGCUAAUAGAUUACUUGAUCCACUCAUUAUACCUUUACGUAAUCAGGAGUUUUGGGUGCAAGUAAAGGGUCUUCCCUUAGUAUUUAUGACCCGAGCUAUGGAGAAACUGAUUGGCGAUGCGCUCGGGACCUAUGUUGUGACUGACCAGAGCAGGCGCGGUGAAUGUCUCAGCAUCUACUUAUGCAUUAGGGUCCUCCUGGAUGUUGGCAGGCCCCUAAGACGUUGGUUGGCAGUGCGAUUGCCGAAUGCUAGUGGAAUGGUGGAAUGGGUUCAGCUCUAG